Messenger RNA from Oppia nitens, 757 nucleotides. RefSeq lists its product as uncharacterized. The coding region runs from base 133 to 690 and encodes 185 amino acids. Lineage: Eukaryota; Metazoa; Arthropoda; Arachnida; Sarcoptiformes; Oppiidae. The record is from RefSeq and is a predicted model, not a curated record. The transcript is spliced from 4 exons.
AACAUUUUUUAAAAAUUUCUAUUCAAUAUAUUCGAGUAUAUUUAGUAUACACUACUAGUUAAGUACAGUCAUAGGUAUACUAUUUAAUUUGUUAACCACCCUAAAUUAGCUAGAUACAAUCAACCAAUAACAAUGUUAGCUAGUACAAUUUAUGUUGGUGGUAUUGUUUUGCUAGCCAUGGCUAGUAAUAUGAUGAUAAUGCUAACUGUCCAUGGUGCUAGCAUUGAUCAGCAACAGGGGUCGGCAGUCUGGCAUGUCCAAAUGAAAGAGCAUGUCGAUAAAGUAUUCAAAGUAGUGUGCACACCUGGCAAGGUUACCACUCAAUUAGUUAAUCAAUAUAAUAAAUGUCGGCCAGUAUUGGAUGAUUCACGAAAGACGGCCAACAUGAAAAAAUACGAUGAAAAACGUGAACAAUUGCGCAAUGAUUGUUCAAUUGGCCAGGAAAAAUCAUUGGAAGCAUUUAGCCAGCUAGAUUUAAAAGAUAGACAAAUCAAAUUGACCAUGCUAGAUUUAUGUUCGCCUAGUUUUCUAGUAUGUGUACAGAAAAAAUGGGAAACAUUUAUCAUCGAAAAUAAGCAAACAUUCAUCGAAUUGGACAAAGAGGCCGCCAGUUAUUACAACUUGUUUCAGAAACCGGUUUCAUGGACUGAUAUUGUGACAUGCGAGAAAAAGGUUCUUGGUAUAAAUUAAUUGAAUAGAUGGUCCCUGAUGAUCAAUAAUUUACAAUUAAAAUAUAUCAACAUAUAUAUAUAUAUAU